AGGAUGAUGAGGACUACUCCUACUAUUCAGAGGAUGAUUCCCGUGUGAUGACAGCCCAAAGGGUGAACUUCCCUACGGGACGCUUCAAGUCUAGGUUUACCGCCGUCUUCGAGGUGAUCGAAAAUGACAAAGACGAGGAGACGUCUCAGCAUCGUCCCGGGACGCCCAACGUCGUGAUUGAGCAGAAGCCUGAAAAGAAGGUAAAGGUGGUGGUGCAGGAGGAAGCCGUUGAUACCUCGAAGCCGACGGAUGAUGAGAAGACCCGGGUCUUCCCCGUGGACUUUGAACGCUGGACGUCCAAGUGGCACAGUGCUGUCUCGGAACGGGGGAUUGGCGAAAGUUGGGAGCUCCCAAUUUUUUUGGGAUGA
Messenger RNA from Cladocopium goreaui, 368 nucleotides. The record is from the annotation of a GenBank genome assembly. Lineage: Eukaryota; Dinophyceae; Suessiales; Symbiodiniaceae.